UCGCCGCCCGGAAACCAGAAGAAGAAGAAGAAGAAGAAGGCCAUCAGCGAGAGGGAAAACUCAAAACAGAAGUCACGGCGUUCGUUGAAAUUUGGUUUAACGUAAACAGCUGUGAAGUGGACAACAGGCUUUAAAGACGGUAUACAGAAAUGCAGAGAGCAUCCCGUUUGAAGCGUGAACUGCAGAUGCUGAGCACCGAGCCACCUCCCGGAAUAACAUGCUGGCAGACGGAGGAGCGGAUAGAUGACCUCCGAGCACAGAUAGUGGGUGGAUCAGGAACUCCUUAUGAAUGUGGCCUCUUCUCCUUGGAGAUCAAGGUCCCUGAGAGGUACCCAUUUGAGCCUCCCAAAAUACGAUUCUUGACCCCCAUCUACCAUCCAAACAUUGACAACUCAGGACGUAUCUGCCACGAUGCCCUCAAACUCCCGCCAAAGGGUGCCUGGAAGCCAUCACUAAACAUCUCCACAGUUCUCUCCUCCAUUCAGCUGCUCAUGGCUGAGCCCAAUCCAGAUGAUCCACUCAUGGCUGAUAUAUCGUCAGAGUUUAAAUACAACAAACAGCUGUUCAUGGAGAAGGCCAGGAAGUGGACACAGGAACAUGCUGUUCAGAAAAACACGGGAGUCAUGGAGGACAACAAAGAAAAUACUCCAGAUCAGAAAGCUUCAUCCCGCAAAAGAGAGGCGCUCAGUGCACAACAGGAGGCAGAGGAGCCAGCAAAGAAAACCUGUGUGUAGUUUCCACCUCACUUGUUAGAGCCACCAUUUCUCCUCUCUUCUUCUAAGGAGUGUAUUCAAAUUUAAAUUUAGUGCUAAUGCCUACUUCCAUUUCCCAUGUAUGCAUUCAUCUUCUUCAGAAAUAUCUACAUAUUUUAAAAAUGUUUAUAUGUAAAUGUUAGUUUGUGUUGUUAUAUUAAAGUUUAUUUUGAAAACUA
Molecule: messenger RNA, 931 nt
Organism: Seriola aureovittata
Lineage: Eukaryota; Metazoa; Chordata; Actinopteri; Carangiformes; Carangidae
Gene: ube2t
Product: ubiquitin-conjugating enzyme E2T (putative)
Exons: 7
Coding region: 150-734 (194 amino acids)
Source: RefSeq, a predicted model, not a curated record